UCCAUUUUUGGCGGCAAUGAAUGCUAUUCUACUUUCCGUUUCUUCUUCCCGAUCCAACGACUCCCAACGACUUCAAGUCCCCUUCUUACUGUCGAAUUUCUAUGGAGAAAGCUGCUUCAUCUAAUCACCUCAACUCCUGUAUUCCUCGUGACCCAUCCGUCGGCAAGAGAAAGAGAACAGAUUCUAUCAGCUCUCGUGUUCGUGGAGUUGCAUACACCUCCGUCGAAAGACCAGUUUCUGCCUCUACCCCUUCUGUACUUCCUCCUUCGUGGUCUUCUGCUUCUUCCCGUAAAUUUUCGUCUUCCUUGUGUACCUCUGAUUACUUGACAAACUCAAAUUCUCCGGAUCCAAUCAGACAAAUUCAAACCCCGGUCAUAAAAACGGCUGGAUGGCGGAACUGGGAUACAUUUGUAGAAGAUUUUAUUGGAAUGUACUUGGAAGUUGGUGAUUUUCGAUCAGCUUCGUUGGUUUUCUUGGUGGGUUCUGACCGAAGCUCCAUUACAUGGAGCUAUAUGGUGGAAGAAUUCCACAGAGCAGGGGCUAAACCACAUGAACUUCUUCAGGCUUUCGCGGAUUUGCAUUCUAAAGGAGUUAUAUUUAGCACCAGAGCUCUCACUGCAGUUCUAAGGAUCUGUGCAAUUUUGAUGGAUUCAUGGUUGGGAGUUGAGAUCCACGCAUGCCUGAUCAAGUGGGGUUUUGAUUCUGAUGCCCAUUUAAGGAGUGCCCUCAUGAAUUUUUAUGCGAGCAGUUGGGGUGUAGACUAUGCAGAAGAAGUCUUCCACGAAAUGCCCGAUCAAGAUGUUCUCGUGUGGAGUGAGGCAAUAGCAGUAAGCGCACGGAGUGGGUUGCUAGUGAAAACUCUCCAACUGUUCCGAGAGAUGCAAUUUUCGUGUGUAAAAGCUAACAGUUUUACGAUUGUCAAGGUUUUGCAAGCCUGUGGAAACUUGGAAGCUCUCAAAGAAGGACAACAAAUCCAUGGACAUGUUAUUCGAUCUGGCCUGGAAUCGAAUUUGUCAUUAUGUAACUCCCUUAUAAGCAUGUACUCCAAGAACUCCGAACUCGAACGAGCAAGAAAGGUUUUUGAUUUUAUGCAAGAUCCUAAUUUGACCUCUUGGAACUCAAUCAUCUCGGGUUAUGCUUUAACUGGUCACCUUGAUGAAGCGUGGCAGCUAUUCCAGCAAAUGCGAUCAUCGGAGAAGCGACCAGAUUUGGUGACUUGGAAUUGCUUAUUGUCAGGGCAUGUCCUUCAUGGGUCCUACAACACAUUGCUCGUAAUUUUGCGGAGAAUGCAAAUGGAAGGUUUCAAGCCAAAUUCAACUACCAUAACAAUUCUCCUCCAGGCAAUUAGCGAAAUGGGGUCGCUUGAUUUGGGGAAAGAAAUCCAUGGGUAUGCGUUAAGGAAUGCAGUCGAGCAUGAUAUAUAUGUGGGAACUUCCGUUAUAGACAUGUACAUAAAGAACGGUAGCCUAAUUAAUGCUAGGUCAGUGUUUGAUACAAUGAAGAAAAGAAACAUUUUUGCCUGGAAUUCAUUAAUUUCAGGUUAUUCCUUUAUGGGGCGUUUUCAAGAAGCUCUGGAGUUAUUGAAGAGGAUGGAAACAGAAGGAAUCAAACCAGAUUUAGUGACAUGGAAUGGUCUGAUUUCCGGGUAUGCAGUGCAGGGACGUAGUAAGGAAGCUUGGGCCGUCAUCCGUCAAAUCAGCGCUUUGGGAGUGAAGCCUAAUGUGGUUUCCUGGACGGCUCUUAUCUCAGGCUGUUCUAAGAAUGGGAACUACAGAGACUCGCUUAACUUCUUCAUCCAAAUGCAGCGCGAGGGCAUUAAACCAAACUCAGCCACCGUAUCUAACAUCCUUCAGUCCUGUGCCGCCCUGUCUUUAUUACAAAGUGGCCAGGAGAUGCACUGUCUCGCAGUCAGAAAGGGUUUCGAUGAGGAUAUAUUUGUAGCUACAGCCCUUAUUGAUAUGUAUAGUAAGGCAGAUAGUUUGGAGUAUGCCUAUAGGGUUUUCCUAAAGAUUCAGAACAAAAAUGUAGCCUGCUGGAAUUCUAUGAUUAUGGGGUUUUCCAUUCACGGCCUUGGCAAGGAAGGUGUUCUUCUUUUCACUGAAAUGUGUGAAGCGGGUGUUCAGCCAGAUAGUAUAACCUUCACAGCCGUUCUCUCUGCCUGCAAAAAUUCAGGUUUAAUUGAUGAAGGGUGGAAGUACUUUGAUAGCAUGAGCAAGGAUUACAAUAUAAUCCCUACACUUGAACAUUACUCAUGCAUGGUUGAUCUCCUUGGCCGAUCUGGGUAUUUGGAUGAAGCUUGGGAUUUUAUACAGUCAAUGCCAUUAGAACCAGAUGCUAGCAUUUGGGGUGCCUUACUUGGAUCAUGUAGGAUCCAUAAGAACAUUGAAUAUGCAGAGAUUGCAGCAAAGCAUCUUUUCAAGUUAGAACCAUUGAAUUCUGCAAAUUAUUUGUUGAUGAUAAGUCUAUAUGCCACUGCAAAUAGAUGGGAAGAGGUAGAGCAUCUUAGAGAUUUGAUGGGUGUUGUAAGAGUGAACAGCAGGGCCGGAUGGAGCUGGAUAAAAAUUAAUCAGAGAAUCCAUGUUUUCUCCACUGAAGGGAAUUCUCACCCAGAUAUAGGAGAGAUAUACUUUGAACUGUAUCAGUUGGUCUCUGAAAUGAAAAAAUUGGGAUAUGUUCCUGAUACCAGCUGUGUGUUUCAGAAUAUUGAUGAGGAGGACAAAGAGAAAAUUUUGAUGAGUCACACAGAGAAGUUAGCAAUGACCUAUGGAUUGCUAAGAAUGGAUAAUGCUCGGCCAAUCAGAGUGAUAAAGAACACUAGAGUGUGUGCCGACUGUCAUACAGCAGCUAAAUACAUGUCUCAGAUAAGUAGAAGAGAAAUUUUCCUCAGAGAUGGUGUUCGUUUUCAUCGAUUUAUGAAUGGCAAGUGUUCUUGCAAUGAUUUCUGGUAAUGAAGUGUAUAAUGAGGUUGCAAGUGCUCUACCACCUCAAUUGCAAUUUUGCUCCUUUUAAUCAUUUUAUGGAUGGAAAUUUUCCUGCAAUAAUAGUUGGUGUUUAUGUUAGCCACUAAUGUUCAGUAUUUCAAUCCUGCAACAAAGUGUAGCUCAACCGCAACCACAGUGGAUAAGCAAAAAGGAUGCUGCCAGAGGAAUGUGCUAUCUGGUCGAAGAUGAAUAUCUCCAGUUAAUGGUUCAAAAAAUUUAAGUACAUGCUGCAAACAAAGACCAAUAUUGAAGGAAAAAGAUGUAAGCAAUGCUAAAAUGCAUGCUAUGGGAUUCAAGAAAUUAAAUAUCCUAUCUGAUACAGUGUUUAUGCUUUACAUGGGCUGGACUACUGACCUUCACAUGGAGAGGUUGCUAGAUUGGUGUUAGAAAGCGUUAAUCUUAACGAAAUUAUGAAAUUAUUGAAGUUAUAGCAGAAAUAUAAAAUGGAGAUUAUGGAAAAGUAACUGGCUUAUCCAGAUGGGUUAAAAGUAUUCAUACAACAGUAUGUUAAGAAUUUGAUCAGGCGUAAGAGGUCUAUAGUUGUAAAAGUUAUGGCAGAAAGGACAGGUCCUUUUUUGAACUCCUUUAACCUCUGUCUUGUAAAUCUGUUUUCUUUGAUUCGGUUGUAAUCUGCUUUUGUAUAU
This is a messenger RNA of Nelumbo nucifera (sacred lotus), 3625 nucleotides long. RefSeq names its product pentatricopeptide (PPR) repeat-containing protein. The record is from RefSeq and is a predicted model, not a curated record. Lineage: Eukaryota; Viridiplantae; Streptophyta; Magnoliopsida; Proteales; Nelumbonaceae. Gene Ontology annotation, biological process: RNA modification. Gene Ontology annotation, molecular function: zinc ion binding; RNA binding; protein binding.